Oppiella nova is the source of this 639-nucleotide messenger RNA. Lineage: Eukaryota; Metazoa; Arthropoda; Arachnida; Sarcoptiformes; Oppiidae. The record is from the annotation of a GenBank genome assembly.
AUGGUUUUAUCCAAAGAUGGGAUUAUCUAUACAUUUGGAGAGUGCGAUAGGGGACAGUUGGGCACCGGCAACACGCAGAACCUAUCAAUACCGGUGCCAAUAGAUAAUAGUUUUGGGAGAUUCAGUGAUUUCGCAUCCAAUCGGGCGACCAAUAUGUCAGCGGCGGUUACAAUGGAUGGCCGAUGCUAUGUAUGGGGUGAAUGCCAGCCCCCACUCGGAAACGUAUUAACCCCUAUGAAGAUGAGUUAUGAGUCACUGCACGACGUGUUUGCCGUUUACUCGACGCCUACCGUUACUCAUGAAAUGGUGGUAUUGAGUGAUGUGUCGGACAACCCAGUGAUGGCUCGUUUGGCUCAAGCCUUCGACGACCCCAACACCAGUAACUUCAGGAUCAUUGUCGAGGGAAAGCCUAUUCAUGUCCACAAAGACAUACUCCGCAUACAAUGUCUACACUUUAGGGCUAUGUUUGACAAUUGGCCGGAAGGUGUCAAAGAGGAACUGGAGUUGACUGAAUACUCGUAUGGCGUGUAUAAGGCAUUCCUGCGAUACCUAUACACGGGUGAGGUAUGUGUGGCACCGGAGGCUGGGAUCGAGUUAUUAGAUUUGGCCGAAUCUUACUGCGAGACUGACCUCAAGUCA